GAUCACUGCAAGCCACCAAUCAAUUUUGAAGCAUCACGUGUCGGACUCUUAGCCUUCGCGAUCCCAAUCGAAGUUGACCAAGGCCUUGGUACUCGACCGGUGCUUCGCCAAAAAAAACCCGCGUGGUGCGUGACUACACUCGUCGAACCAAGCGAAACUUAAACCCACCCGUAAAGCCAUUUAUUUCGCUUAUCUCGUCUCCAUAUUUAGAAAAGUCCUUGUUCAGUUCAAUACUUCAAUUUCUUCUCAGACGUUUCCUUUCUCUGUGGUAAGACCUAGAAAGAGUAAACAAUGGCUGAUCGGGUGGUCGCUGACCUACCGAUGCGGCCUUCACCGAACCCUAGCUAUGGCGAUUUCUCGGCCGAGUUGGAGUCUCUUCCGAUCCCGCCCCUUGAUCAUCAGUUUUUCUCCACAGACGAUGCACUCUCCGACAACUUCUUCUCCGAUCUAGGGUUAGGGUUUGAGGAGAACUGUGAGUAUGAGCUCACUUUUGACGACAUCGAAGAUCUUCACCUGCUUUCUGAUACCGAGGAUUUUCUAAUUCCGGAUGGGUUUGAUGAAGCCACCGGCGGUUCUAUGUAUCGGGAUACGGAUCGAGGAGUUGACCCGACUUCAAAAGCUGCUGCGGGUUCGAAGUUGGCGUCUCCGGAUUCGGAUACCUCUAUUGUUUCUGGGGUUAAGGAUUAUGAUGUUGCAGGUUAUCUCAAUUGUCAAUCGUCAGAGUCUGGUAGCUAUAAUGGUGUGUAUUCUCGAAAUUCUGGUGACGGUAAGUCUAAUAGAGCUAUGGAUUUUGCAUCUCCUGAUGAUCAUGAGUCCGGUGGGCCGGCGUCGUCUCACGGAUCGGGGAAUUGCGGUUCAGGUGUUUCAGAAGGAGUGAAUUCACCUGUGCAUUCGGAUAAUUCCGAUCGAGAUGUAUCGUCGAAUAUUUUUGGUGAUCUGAAGGUUAAGUUGGAGACUGGGAAAAAUUGCAUGUCGAAGAGGAAGAAGGAAGCUGAAGAAGGGAAUGGGGAGUCGAGAACCUCCAAAUUUAGGAGGUCGUCAACGCCGGUGGAGAAUUCUCGAUCCCAUUCGCAGUCUACUCUGAAUCCUGUCAGUGAAGAGGACGAGAAGAAGAAGGCUAGGUUGAUGAGGAAUAGGGAAAGCGCACAGCUCUCUAGGCAGAGGAAGAAGCAUUACGUGGAGGAGCUUGAGGAUAAGGUUAGGAAUAUGCAUUCUACGAUAACCGAUUUGAACAGUAAAAUAUCGUAUAUUAUGGCAGAGAAUGCAACUUUGAGGCAGCAGCUGGGUGGUGGUGGUGGCAUGUGCCCGCCACCUUAUCCGGGAAUGUACCCGCAUCCUCCAAUGGCACCCAUGGCUUAUCCUUGGAUGCCAUGUUCGCCAUAUGUUGUAAAACCACAAGGGUCUCAGGUCCCUUUGGUUCCCAUUCCUAGAUUGAAACCCCAACAAACAGUGUCAACCCCCAAGAUGAAAAAAUCAGAGAAGAAGACUGAGGGUAGAGCUAAGAAGGUGGCUAGCAUUAGUUUUUUGGGUUUGUUGUUUUUCAUCUUGCUAUUUGGUGGACUAGUUCCUGUGGUGGAUGUUAGCUUCGGUGGUUUAGGGGACAAAGCUCCUGUUGGGUCCGAUUACUUUAGUGGCAGUUUCCACGAUCAGCACAGUGGAAAGUUUCUAUCAAUUGACGCCCAUAUGAAUGGAUCUGGUGAAAAUAAAGGAGUAGGAAUAUCAGCUGCAAAAUCUGAUGGUUUCAGAGAAACGGUAGAAUUUGUGCACCAAGAAAGAGGCUCGCAGUCUAAACCAGGUUAUGGUGAAUUUGUUCGUCUGGGAAAUGAAAGUGAACCUCUUGUUGCUUCCUUGUACGUUCCAAGAAAUGAAAAGCUAGUCAAAAUCGAUGGGAACUUGAUAAUACACUCUGUCCUGGCUAGCGAAAAAACUAAGGCAUCCCUUGCCCAUUCGGAAAAGAGUAAUAGGGAGACUGUUUUGGCAAUCGCUAAAGACUUGGCUCCAUACACUGUUCAUGAACCUGGGAACAGAGGGGGACAUGCUCCUUUGUACAGAAAUCCUACAGAACGCCAUAAGGCUCUUGCUUCUGGUGCUUCUAAUACUAGGAAGGACCAUUUGCAGUCAAAUGCAGCUGAUGGUAGACUACAACAGUGGUUCAGGGAGGGUCUUGCAGGGCCAUUGUUGAGUUCAGGUAUGUGUACUGAAGUCUUUCAGUUUGAUGUCUCACCUGCUUCUGCUUCAGGAGCUAUAGUUCCUGCACCGUCAGUUUCCAAUGUGUCAGCAAAGCAUCAUCAGAAUACUAGGCAGAAUACCACACGCCUCAAGGGCGGCAACAGAAGGAUCCUUCACAGGCUUGCAAUUCCCCUUGCUGGUUCGAAAUUUAACAUUACUGAAGAGCACGUGACUAAAAAAUCUCGGAAAGAUGACUUUCAAGGUAACAGAUCUGUUUCUUCAAUGGUUGUCUCUGUACUUGUUGAUCCACGAGAGGCUGGCGAUGGUGAUGUUGAUGGUAUGAUGAAGCCAAAGUCGCUUUCUCGGAUUUUUGUAGUUGUGCUUAUAGACAGCGUGAAGUAUGUCACUUACUCGUGUGUUCUUCCGCGAGUUGGUCCUCAUAUUGUAACUUCCUGGGGAUAAAAAGUUAAAACAUUUGAGUUGAGUUUUCGAGUGUCUGCUGCAUUCACUUCUGAACUCCCAGUUUUGUACAUAGGAGAAGAAUUAAGCUGCAUCCAUUAUACUAUUAACCUUACGCAAGGUCUCUGAACCUUUUAUGACCCUCCUUACCCGUUUCAUAUUAGCAUCGUACUUUUUUUAUUAAGAUGUUAAGAUUGGGUAUAAAUAUGACCCAAUUUAGCCGCCUCUUGUAAUAAAGGUUCUAACGUAAUUUAUUAGAGGGGCUGUUUGAUGAA
Molecule: messenger RNA, 2903 nt
Organism: Humulus lupulus (European hop)
Lineage: Eukaryota; Viridiplantae; Streptophyta; Magnoliopsida; Rosales; Cannabaceae
Product: bZIP transcription factor 17
Exons: 2
Coding region: 292-2631 (779 amino acids)
Cellular component (GO): nucleus; endoplasmic reticulum membrane
Molecular function (GO): DNA-binding transcription factor activity
Source: RefSeq, a predicted model, not a curated record